AUGCUGCCUCGGGAGCUAGAGGCUGGCAUGCUCAAUGCUGUAUGGGCCUUACAGUCUAUCGGUGAAUUCAGACGAGAGAAUUCUCAGUAUGAAUUUUCAGAGCCUGAACUUCAUCAUUCAACUCACAGUCCGGAUGUUCCUGAUAUAUCCGGCACCGGAUCAACCUUAAAUGACGCACCAGCCGAGCCAGUACACGCAGACACGGCUCCGCAAACCAUCAGUUUAAUGAAAGAUACCCAUGACAUCCCAGAUGCAGUCAGUCGCGAGGAUGAUUCAUACAACCCAGAUACUUGGCUUCCUAUUUCUGUGCCUGAUUCAACAAAUUUUCCUCAUGUAUCUGAACCACCUGUGUCCACUGCCAACAACCCAACGGAGCCAGUGCAUGCAGAUGCAGAUCGACAAAUUGACAGUGGUGAGGAGGACUCAUACUGUCCCGACAGCUGGCUCCCUUUUCCAGUGACUGAUUCACCGGCUGUACCUGGAAAAUCUGUGCCGUCUCCGGAGAAUUCACCAGUGGAGCAAAUGCAAACGGAUAAAGCUGAUUCAAGCAACCGUUCCGACGAAGAUGAGAGUACCUGGCUUCCUCUAGGUGUGCUCGAUAAAGACUUUGCUCAAGAUGAAACGAUGAGGGCCGCAAUUGCUCAUUUACGUGAACAUCAAUGGGUUCAUCAAGAAGCCGCGAACAAAAUCUACAUCAAUACAGAUAUGACAGGUCGGCGCCACACACAAAAGUUUGUCAAAACCUUGCGGAAUGCAGUGAAACUUGUCAUGGCCAGGAUCGAUCGUUCUCACGACGCGUGGGUGGGACAAUGCAGUGCCAAGAGACAGGACCUCAGUACUUCAAAUGGCGCAGAGGACGAUUCUCUUUGGUACAUUUUCAAUACUUUGGACAAUCCUGAUCCUGACGUGGAAGCUAUGAGAGACCCUUGGGCUCAAAUAGCCAUGGAUGACUUGUUAUCCGGAGACAACUCGCUAGAAUAUGGUAUCAAGACCCCGUUGUAUCCCUAUCAGCGUCGAUCCGCUGCAGCUAUGAUUCAGCGUGAAGCGCAGCCAAAACAAAUGCUUGAUCCACGGCUGCAAGUUUGCCAGACUCCUACAGAUGUGGAGUAUUAUUACGACAAGGAAGAUGGGAUCAUCGUUCGUGAAAAGACGAUGUACUCCGAGGCUUGUGGAGGAAUUCUUGCAGAGACCAUGGGCUGUGGAAAAACACUCAUUUGCCUCGCUGUCAUCUGUGCUACUCUUGGGCAUGUCCCUAAGAUCCCGAUCGAGUACUUGUCCCCAUCGUAUCAGCCAGACACUACGCGUGUGAGAGAGAAAGUAGGAUCCCUUAUGAAUAUGGCAGCAGCCGCAAUUGGUCGUCAUUCGAUACCUUGGAAACGGUUUUUCCUUGAAAAGCGCAAAAACGGCAUGUUCUAUGAAAGCUGCAUCGGGGCGUGUGUACGCGAGCGUGGAUCUUAUGAAUUUCCAUCGCACCAGACUCGAUACCCAGGUCGACAAACACCAACGUCAGAAGAGAAUCGGAGGUCCGAGAAGAAGCCACCAGGCAAGCGUAUACGUAUGUGCUCGGGUACAAUCAUUAUUGUCCCGACCAACUUGGUGGAUCACUGGCAGCAUGAGAUCCAAAAGCACACUGAAGGACUUAAAGUCUUGACACUGAGGUCGAGUUCCGACAAAAUCCCAUCUGCUGACGAACUUGUGGAGUAUGACAUUGUUCUUUUUGCAAAGACCCAUUUCGCGGGAGAGCCGAUUGAGACGUAUCUACCUCUGACAGAACUUCACUGGCUACGGGUAAUUGUCGACGAAGGCCACAAUGUCGCAGGAAAUGGCACGAAAACGAAUAUGAUGUCUUUUAUUGAUUGGCUCCAAUUUGAGCGUCGUUGGGUGAUUUCUGGUACACCAUCUACUGGACUUUAUGGGGUUGAGAUUAGUCUCGCCUCGCUUGAGGCCAAUACAAGCGACACGGAGCCAUCGGAAACUAUGACUGCAUCUGCGCUGAAGACUCGGAAGAAGACCGGAAAUGCAAUUGACAAUGAGAUGAAAGACCUAGACAAGAUUAGGCGUAUUGUGAUUGAGUUCUUGGAUCUGAAACCUUGGUCGAACUCCAGGGCAAAUGAUCCUGUUGAUUGGACCAAGUACAUCAAACCCCUUGGACCAGAUGGGAAACGACGCAAAACACCGGCGAUACGUGCUACGCUUCAAGGGCUGGUGGUACGGCACCAACUGGAUGUGGUCAGCAAGGAGAUUACUCUCCCCAAACUCUACAACAAGGUUAUCUAUCUGAAGCCGACGUAUUAUGACCGACUCUCUAUCAACCUGUUCCUUUUUGGUCUUGCUGUCAACUCGAUUACCUCCGAGCGUCAAGGCUCUGAUUACAUGUUCAACUCAAAAAACAGGAAGAGUUUGAAUUUGACCAUCACCAACUUGCGCCAGGCUGGAUUCUGGUGGGUUGGGUUUGACAAGGACUUGGCAAAAACAGUCGACGUUGCGCUCGAAUAUCUCGAGAAGAAAAAUGAUAGCAUGUUGCUUAAAGAUAUCCUUCGAUUGGCUGAGGGUAUGGGAAUUGCCCGUCAAGCUUUGGAGUCAACUGUGUGGCACGAGCUGCAGCAGUUACACGAGCUUGGUGUACUCGUGCAGGACUUCCCUAAAGACAAUCGGGCAUAUUGGGCAAUUGACCCUCAAACAGAAGAAAAUCCAAUUCUAAUGGGGAUUACACAAGCUCGCCUUGCCCAAAAGUUCAUCACGAAGCAGCUCCGAUUGGCUGACCCAACACAGGGCCUAUCGGGCCAUGGAAUCACUGUGCGUCAGGAUAUCAAGCGAACCCAGCAACGCGCUUCGGCAAAAGGCGCCACAGAGUCCAAUAAUAACCUUACAGCCCCUUCUAACCCAACCGCUGGUUCCUCUCCAGCUCCAACCACGACCCCAACUCCGAAGAAGACAUCGCCCCGGAAGAAGACGUUCCAUCGUAACAUCUUUCAAACACUUUCGGAGGACUCCAGUCUCAAGAAGACCAGAUUCGUCGCAACUUCAUCUGCGAAACUUACUUACCUCCUGGACCAAGUCCUCAAACACCAGGAGAGAGAGAAAAUAAUCAUUUUCUACGAUUCCAUCAACUCCGCCUUCUGGAUCGCCGAAGGCCUCGAGCUCCUGGGCGUAGACUUCCGCAUUUACGCUAGUAAUCUCAACUCCAAAUCUCGAACAGAGUAUCUCCAACUCUUCCGCGAAACCAACGAGGUUCGCGUCCUCCUCAUGGACCUCCGCCAAGCCUCACACGGCCUACACAUCGCGCAAGCCUCGCGUGUGUACAUCGUCAACCCGAUCUGGCAACCCAACGUCGAAAGCCAAGCAAUCAAGCGUGCCCACCGGAUCGGGCAGACAAGACCCGUGUACGUUGAGACGCUUGUCUUGGAAGAUACACUCGAAGACAAGAUGCUGCGCCGAAGAAAGGAGAUGUCCCAGGCCGAGAUGCAGCAUGCCGAGAAGAGCUUGCUGGACGAUAAUGCCAUGAGUGAACUCAUUCAAAACGAGCCUUUCCUGGACAUGUCUGAAGAACACUGCUCAAAAGCGGCAUAUUUGGCUCAGCCAACGGGCUUCUUCGACCGACAUCGUUUGCCCAUUCCGGAUAACGAGGCCGACGGCCCAGCAACUUGUAGAAAACGUUCUCACGCCGCGAUCGCGGAAUCCGAUGCUGACUCGGAUGCCUUCACCUUGCCGGGGAAUGGACAAACCCCAACUCCCACGCCCAAGAAAUCUAGAAAGACGAAGCCCAAGAAGGCACGAGUCGGCUUUGCUCCAGAUGUGGGAGGUGAAAAUGGAGGCAGUAGCGAUUCUUCAAAUUCGCAACCUCCUCUCCCUCCUCCUCUUGUGUUGCCUAACUAUGUCAAGCCUCCUCGACCGAAGUCUAUUUUCGGACCUUGGUAG
This is a messenger RNA of Penicillium verhagenii, 3918 nucleotides long. RefSeq names its product DEAD/DEAH box helicase. The transcript is spliced from 2 exons. Lineage: Eukaryota; Fungi; Ascomycota; Eurotiomycetes; Eurotiales; Aspergillaceae. The record is from RefSeq and is a predicted model, not a curated record. Bases 1 to 3918 code for a protein of 1305 amino acids. Gene Ontology annotation, molecular function: ATP binding; ATP-dependent chromatin remodeler activity.